Bombyx mori (domestic silkworm) is the source of this 3621-nucleotide messenger RNA. RefSeq lists its product as uncharacterized. Bases 264 to 2054 code for a protein of 596 amino acids. NCBI's taxonomy places the organism in Eukaryota, Metazoa, Arthropoda, Insecta, Lepidoptera, Bombycidae. Gene Ontology annotation, cellular component: membrane. The record is from RefSeq and is a predicted model, not a curated record. The transcript is spliced from 11 exons.
UUAGUGAGUCUGUGCGAUCGCCGCCGAGUACAUGUGUGCGUGCCAAAUUAGUAAAUGUGACGUGACCUUUUUAGCCGAUUUCAAAACUACGAAGUUUUUAAAUUAAGGACUUAUGUUUUUUUUUUGUGUUGUCGAAAAUUGUUCACUUUUUCUACUCUAUAUUGAAUGAUGACACCACCACAAAAUAGACAAAGACUAAUAACCACUAACAGCUGACCACGAUUGUAAAAUGGCAUUGAAGACUUGAAAAGAUUUAAGGAACAAUGAAGCCGAUAAAAUUAGACACAAUGGUGAAAGUAAUUGCGGUGACGACGCUCGUGUUGCUGUCCACGGGCCGGACGGACGCCGAGUCCGCCUACAAAACGGGACUGAGAUUGGUCGAGAAGCUUUCCGGGGGAUAUUUUAAUGACGUUUAUCGAAACGGGACGUUUAGGACCGGUCACCAAUUGUGGGACAACGUACUGAACCAAUGCACAGCGGAGCCUAGCGUGAGCUGCUUGCAAAAAAACUUUUUUUGGUACUUAGACGAUCGCUUCCGGAUGAACAAUGAUUUGAAAGUGAGUGACAGUGUGUGCUUUAAGCGGAACAAUGUGGACCUGGACAGGGUGAGUGCGGAUGACGGGGUUAAUGGUGCAAGGAGUGCGGACGAUAGUGAAGUUGAGGAGGAUGAACCAGAUUCUCCAUUCGAAGAAGUCACAAAUGGCUUAUACGAUAAAGGAGUCAACUUUUUCAUGACUCACGACAUGACCUUGACCUUACCGGAGUACUUCUUCCAAGGGGCUACAUUAAAGAUAGCCCCCAGAGCUUUGACCAAGUCCGGGGCUCUAAUCCACGUGGAUUUAGAGCCGAGAGAAAACAAGAAUGGCGAGGGAAGGAUAUUCUUGCAGAAGAUCAAAAAAGCAAUUAAGAAGAAACUACUGACAGCCCUGAUAGCCAUAGUGCUAGUGGUCAAGCUGAUAGCAUUGAAAUUAGUGUUUGUCCUACCUCUGAUACUGGGAGUGACCACAGCCAAAAAGAUGUUCCUGAAGCUUCUGCUAUUCCUGUUUCCUGCCCUAAGUCACAUCUUCAAAUUGUGCUCGUGGUACCACCAAAACUACCACACUACGAAAUAUCAUCACCACCAUCAUUUAAUCACACAUCAUCACAAGGUACCACACGCUCCAGUUUAUGGCCAUCAAACCCACGGGUCAGUGCUGGUGAAGAAUCAUGGGCAGAAUAGCGCGCCUGGCUUCGAGCACUACCCACAGGACUGGGAACUGUCUGGACCAGGGCUCGGCAGCGAGUAUCUCGGAUCAGAUAUACACCGCAAUGCUAUAGCCAGUUUUAAGCCUCACGUGAACGACGCUAAUGAUAUCAACGCGUGGGGCCUCGGACUACCUCCAGGUCAAUCAAUGAAUGUUGGUGAAUACAGCAGCAGCAACCUGAUGCCGAAAGUGGUGGCUCCAAAUAUACCUCAGAAAGUGCCACUCGCUAAUAUUGGAAAUGUCGCUAGACCGGUGGGACCGCCAAACAUAAACCCGUACAAUCGAAAUAAGAAAACCACAACGAAAGAUCCGUUCCAAGCGGAAAAGGAAGCAUUGAUACGAGCAGCCGCCCUCGCCGCUAGAGCUCCACCGUCGCCAGUCAGAGACGAGCUACUCAGAGUCUCGGCGGUGAAGCUGAAAGAGACCAACAGAGUGCAGACUGAAACUGACUUGGUGAAGCAACAACAGCAGAUCUUGGCUGCAAAUGAUCCGGACACCAUAGCAGCAGAGAAGUUCUACGGCUUCCUUUUGGACCGAGUGGAUGCCGUCCUCGCCACGAUAGGAGCAAGCGAAACUGGGUGUAAGGAAAGAGCUGUUUGCACUCUCUACGGGGACCCGUUCAAGCACGCCCCGUUCAGUAACUUGGUGUCGAAUGAACUCAGCAAGGACUCCAACGAGCUCCUUCCCGCGGCAGACAGCAAGCAGGCCCUGCGCUACUACCGCUACGUGCAGGCAGCUAGAGACGGGCAGGAACAGAAGGACUGCAAUACGGAGUAUCCUCACUGCGAUAUAGAUUACAAUAUCGAAUAAAACCUCCAAAAACAAACUGUUGGAUUUUUAAAAGAAAUCUCUGUAGAGAAGGACAAAAAUGAAACAAAGCUUCAUCCUGGGAGCUUUGCAAAUUUUCACAACAGAUUGUUAGUUUCUCAUUGGGGCGAUAGUCCCGUCAAAUAAAAUAAAUAAAUAAUAAAUAAAUAUUUACUAACAAUCACGACACGUUAACUGGUCCCGUGAUAAGUUCGUAAAGAACUAGUGUUACAGGUACCAGAUAACGGAAAUAAAUGUAAGAUUUUUAUUAUACACAUACAUAUAUUUAAUAUACAUCCAUAACCCUGGAAAAGACAUUUAUAUUUAUCAUACAAAUAUCUUCCCUUGGCGGGAUUCGAACCCGCGACCCCCUUGUGUAGUGACCAUGUCACUUACCAUUACACCAGACGGCCGUUAAAAUUCAACACUGUCCGCCGCAUCUCUGACUUAACUAAACUACAUCCCUCAACUAACUUGACACCGAUUGUCAAUUUAGUUACUAAAAAAAAUAGAUUUGUUCUCUGUCAAUAAUUCGAGGGAUAAAUAUUGGAAGAACAAGGAAGCAUGGCAUCAUUGCUCCUCCGACCACAACCCGAGUCCUUCUAGAGCGAACCAGGCACGGUCUGGUCACUUCACAUAAGACUAUAUAUAAUGCAUUUACUAAAUUACGAUCAUCGUAACAUUUAAAAGCGUUUCCCAAAACAUAGGAUUAAAUAAUUUAUUUGUUUAGUUUUAAAUUUGCACCUAUUUCUAACGAGACUCACUUUGAUUGAUUCAUGUUUGUGUAUUUCCGCCAGUAACAAAUCGAGUACAUUUUGAUUUUACUGUUUCGCGUUACGUGUUUAAGGUAAAUUAUUAACGUACUUGACAAAUGUUCACGAUUGACUUCCACGGUGAAGGAAUAACAUCGUGUAAUAAAAAUCAAACCCGCGAAAUUAUAAUUUGCGUAAUUACUGAUGGUAGGACCUCUUGUGAGUCCCCGCGGGUAGUUUCUGCCGUGAAGCAGUAAUGCGUGUCGGCUUGAAGGGUGGGGCAGCCGUUGUAACUAUACUGAGACCUUAGAACUUAUAUCUUCAUAGAUGUCUAUGGGCUCCAGUAACCACUUAACACCAGGUGGGCUGUGAGCUAGUCCACCCAUGUAAGCAAUAAAAAAUAAAAAUAUUACAUUCGAAAAAAAUGCAAAUCAUGAAAAACUUGAAGUCAGUCAUAUGAAGCACAAAUAAAUGAGGUAAUUUAAAUUAAUUUAUUAUAUUAUAUGCUAAUUGUAAUUACUUUCACUAUAGGAAUUCUAAGGGUUUAUUAGAAAUUGUAUUUUUACUAAAUAUUUAAUUGUAAAAUUGUUUAAUAUUUAUUGUUAAAUAAAAAAUUUAGUUGUAAAACGUCAAGUCACUAGGACACUAGUUUUAUUAUUAUUUUAACUUGUAUUGUUUACUAUUAAAUUUAUUUAUUUAUUUAAAUUAAAUCCACACCAGUUUAUAGUUAAUUUAUUCGAAACCAUAUUAAUUUAUUUUGUAUUUUUUUUGUAAAUUGACAUUGUAAAUGUGUUAAUAAAAUAAAAUUGAAAAAUAAA